Lentinula edodes (shiitake mushroom) is the source of this 1327-nucleotide messenger RNA. Its product is annotated as kinase-like domain-containing protein. The transcript is spliced from 13 exons. Gene Ontology annotation, cellular component: cytoplasm; nucleus. The record is from RefSeq and is a predicted model, not a curated record. NCBI's taxonomy places the organism in Eukaryota, Fungi, Basidiomycota, Agaricomycetes, Agaricales, Omphalotaceae. Gene Ontology annotation, biological process: protein phosphorylation; cellular response to oxidative stress; osmosensory signaling pathway. Gene Ontology annotation, molecular function: MAP kinase activity; ATP binding. The coding region runs from base 130 to 1263 and encodes 377 amino acids.
UCCUGCCAAAUCGUAUCAUCGGGCUCGAGUCUUUGAUCCAAACAAUAAUAAACCCCCGCCGUCUAGGCCGCCGCCGCUUCAAUCGCCCUCUUUUCUCCUAAUCACAACGACUAAGAUCAACGAACACAAAUGUCCUUCGUAAAGCUCUCAAUUUUUGGUACCUCUUUUGAGGUUACGACUCGAUACCUCGAUCUACAACCUGUAGGAAUGGGUGCUUUCGGUCUCGUAUGUUCUGCCAAAGAUCAACUGACUGGAUCCUCUGUGGCGAUCAAAAAAAUCAUGAAACCGUUCAGCACCCCAGUGCUGAGCAAACGAACAUACCGAGAGUUGAAAUUGUUGAAGCAUAUACAACACGAAAAUAUCAUUAGUCUUAGCGACGUUUUCAUUUCGCCUCUAGAAGAUUUAUACUUCGUCACGGAACUCCUGGGUACCGAUUUACAUCGAUUGCUCACUUCGCGUCCGUUGGAGAAGCAAUUCAUCCAGUAUUUCCUUUAUCAAAUCUUGCGAGGACUGAAAUAUGUGCACUCAGCGGGUGUCGUCCAUCGUGACUUGAAACCCAGCAACAUUCUCGUCAACGAGAAUUGUGAUUUGAAGAUUUGCGAUUUUGGUCUUGCUCGAAUACAAGAUCCCCAAAUGACUGGCUAUGUAUCAACACGUUACUAUCGAGCACCGGAAAUCAUGCUCACCUGGCAGAAGUACGACGUCGCCGUGGAUAUAUGGAGCACAGGAUGUAUUUUCGCUGAGAUGUUGGAAGGAAAGCCUCUCUUUCCCGGAAAAGACCACGUGGACCAGUUUUCUAUCAUCACCCAACUCCUCGGUACGCCUCCGGAUGAUGUCAUCGAGACAAUUGCUAGCGAAAAUACCCUCCGAUUUGUACAGAGCUUGCCUAAGCGGGAACGAGUUCCAUUCAGCCAGAAAUUAAGGACGAACGAUCCUCAUGCACUUGACUUGCUCGAAAAGAUGUUGGUUUUUGAUCCUCGCAAACGGAUAGAUGCUACUCAAUCGCUCGCACAUGAGUAUGUUGCACCCUAUCACGACCCCACCGAUGAGCCAGAGGCUGCGGAGAAGUUCGAUUGGAGUUUCAACGAUGCCGAUUUGCCUGUUGAUACGUGGAAGGUCAUGAUGUACAGUGAAAUCUUAGACUUCCACCAAACUGGCGAGGCGGCUACUUCCUCCGUAGGCCUAACCGAAGGACCACUAGCAGGCGCAGACACGGUCGAGGCAGCACAAGUUCCCCAGCCUGUUGCUCCUUCCGCCGCCUAAAUCCUGCCCCUUGCGACUGCGACAUCAUGAUUAAUCUUCUUCUGUGAUUUUAUCUUUGGUCCUC